This is a messenger RNA of Aspergillus campestris IBT 28561, 1365 nucleotides long. Its product is annotated as glycoside hydrolase family 43 protein. Gene Ontology annotation, molecular function: carbohydrate binding; hydrolase activity, hydrolyzing O-glycosyl compounds. The transcript has a single exon. The record is from RefSeq and is a predicted model, not a curated record. Bases 1 to 1365 code for a protein of 454 amino acids. Gene Ontology annotation, biological process: carbohydrate metabolic process. Lineage: Eukaryota; Fungi; Ascomycota; Eurotiomycetes; Eurotiales; Aspergillaceae.
AUGUCCUCCUCAAAGAGCUGGCUCAGCGCCGCCUGGCUGCUGUCCGUGGGCCAAUUUCUCACCAGCCCUCACUUCGCCAAAGCCGACAAUCCCAUCGUACAGACUCUCUACACGUCAGACCCAGCGCCCUUCGUGUACGAUGACCGGGUCUACCUCUUCACUGGCCACGACGAAGAUGGCCCCAACGACAACUACAACAUGCUCGACUGGCAACUCUUCUCCUCCGCCGACAUGGCAAACUGGCAGUAUCACGGCUCUCCGCUGAGUCUCGAUGCCUUCCCCUGGGCCAGCAUAAAUGCCUGGGCGGGACAGGUCAUCGAGCGCAACGACAAGUUCUACUGGUACGUCCCGGUGUCCAACGACGACUGGGCCUUCUCCAUCGGCGUGGCCGUGGCCGACAACAUCACGGGUCCGUACGUCGACGCGAUCGGCGAGGCCCUCGUGGCCGGCAGUGAGAUCGACCCGACGGUCUUCAUCGACGACGACGGCCAGGCCUACCUGUACUGGGGCAACCCGGGCUUGUUCUACGUCAAGCUAAACGAAGACAUGAUCUCCUACAGCGGGGAGGUCGUUGAGGUGGAGCUCACAGAAGAGGGCUUUGGCUCGCGCGACGACCCCGAAACCCCAACCAUGUACCAGGAGGGUCCGUGGCUGUACAAGCGGGGCGAUCUGUACUACAUGAUCUUCGCAGCUAAGUGCUGCCCCGAAAACAUCCAGUACUCGACGGGCCCCAGUGCCACGGGGCCGUGGACCUACGGCGGUGUCAUCAUGGACUCCGCAGGCACGAGUGGAACCAACCAUGUCGGGAUUGUGGAAUACAAGGAUACCCCGUACUUCUUUUAUCACAAUGGCGCACUUCCCGGUGGGGGCAGCUAUACUCGCUCGGUCUGUCUCGAGAGCUUCGAGUACAACCCUGACGGUACUUUCCCGACGCUUAAGAUGACGGAAGAAGGUCCGGCCCAGAUCGGUGCUCUGGAUCCCUACGUCCGACAGGAGGCGGAGACCAUUGCUUGGUCGGAAGGCCUGAAGACCGUCACCGGGGAGGCUGGCGUGAUCUUCGUGGGGAAGAUCAACGAUGGCGACUUUAUCAAGGUUAAGGGUGUUGCGUUCAAGGAGGGGGCAACCAAGUUCUCUGCCAGCGUCGCGUCUGAAGUCAACGGUGGCAGCAUCGAGUUGCAUCUUGGGGCCGUGGACGGCAAAGUCAUCGGUACUUGUGCUGUUGAGGUCACCGGGGGCUGGGAGAAGUGGAAGACCGUGUCAUGUCCUGUUGAGGUCGCUGCCGACACGACAGAUGAUCUUUUCUUCAAGUUCAUCGGCGAUUCUGCUGAUGAUCUGUUCAACGUUGACUGGUGGCAAUUUGAAUAA